AUGCCCUCCUCAGACCUCCCCAAACGCUCCAAGAGCACCUCGGGCCCCGGAGGAGCGUAUCAAGACCACCACUUCCGCUCUUCACAGAAUCUUGGCCCACGUCCAACACCCACGAUUCCCAAGGGAGGCGUAUGGUCAGUCUAUGCCGAGAUCGACAUCAACGUGCCUCCCAAGUACCCCUACGACGCCGUUGUCUCGGUGCAUGAGUGGAGGGAAUGGAAUACCUUCAACCCAGACGUGAUCAUUACCAAACACCCAAACCCCCACGCCGGACGUCAGAACCUCAAGAUGGAGCAGGGGACGUUCAUGACUUUCACAGUGCAGAUCACACCCGACAUUCGCGAGACGAGCAAGGAGCGAUGCGAGCAUCUUGAACCUCUGAAGCACAAGGACGACGGGCAUGCAAGUCAUGCUCAGGGCGGGAACAUCACGAGGAUACGAUGGGUUUUGGAUAACGCGAAUUUAUUCGCGCCAGGCUUCAUCAUGAAGACAGAGCGGGUCAAUGAGAUCGAAGAGAUGCCCAACGGAGGCACAAAGUACAGGACCUGGAUCACCUUUGCGGGCAUGGGUGCUAAGAGCUGGAAAAAGAAAUACUCCGAGGCCAUACAACAAAGGGUACAGGACUUCUGCAGAGACUUGAAGAGAAGAAGUGAGGAGCUGUAUGCGAAAGAUGCUGGAUUCGGGAGCGAAGGCGACAAAAACCCCGCCGUUCAGGAGAACGGACAUGCUGCAUGA
Fulvia fulva is the source of this 735-nucleotide messenger RNA. RefSeq lists its product as uncharacterized. The record is from RefSeq and is a predicted model, not a curated record. The coding region runs from base 1 to 735 and encodes 244 amino acids. NCBI's taxonomy places the organism in Eukaryota, Fungi, Ascomycota, Dothideomycetes, Mycosphaerellales, Mycosphaerellaceae. The transcript has a single exon.